AUGGAAGUUCUGAAUGAGCUUGAUUUGAGAGUUGAUGGCAGGUUGCCGUCCGAGAUUAGAUUCGUGGACAUAUGUUACAUGAGCGGGCCAUCAAUAGUUUACACACAAGGAUUGACGAAAAUAAGAGUAUCUGUUGCUGGACCAAAACCAAAAAACACAAAGCUUAGUUUCAACAUGGCCUUAUCCAUCAACAAGUCGGCUCGUAUCGAAGUCAACGAAUGGAACAGACUUGCAGAGGAUUUAAAACACAAGAUUUAUGAUCUCUUCAGAAAUAUUCUGAUUCCGAGGCCAACCUCGUCGGUUGAUAUCGAUAUUCUUGUCUUGGAGGACAACGGUAGUUUAUUCUCUGCUAUAGUUAAUUCGGUGAGCAUUUGCUGCGCAUAUGUGGGCAUACAAAUGUUGGAUUUGGUUUUGAGCUGUUCUGUUGGCAUUUACACGGAGGUUAAUCUUUUUGAUUUGUGUGCAGCCGAAGAGGAUUGUAAGCUGCCGAAUUUUGUGAUCUGUUACGGUAUAAAUAGAAAAACACUUUUUGGUACGUCCUUGGUGGGAGGUAUUAAUGUGAGUAGGAUACCUAAUCUAUUGAACAGUGCUAUCAACUGUUUAGAACUGGUGAAGGACAGAAUUGUUCCCUCUUUGAAAAAUCUAAAAUGAUUGCUCAGUGGUUGAUUUAUUGAUAUUUAUGAUAAAAUAUGUUCAUUAAUACUCAAAUGAUAUGUUUCAUCGCGUGUUGGUCGGUCC
Vavraia culicis subsp. floridensis is the source of this 738-nucleotide messenger RNA. RefSeq lists its product as uncharacterized. The coding region runs from base 1 to 651 and encodes 216 amino acids. Gene Ontology annotation, cellular component: nuclear exosome (RNase complex); nucleolus; cytoplasmic exosome (RNase complex). NCBI's taxonomy places the organism in Eukaryota, Fungi, Microsporidia, Pleistophoridae. The record is from RefSeq and is a predicted model, not a curated record. The transcript has a single exon. Gene Ontology annotation, biological process: poly(A)-dependent snoRNA 3'-end processing; rRNA catabolic process; U4 snRNA 3'-end processing.